CCAAGUGUGCUCGACCAGUCCUCCGCCAUAUUGACUGUUGUCUUGACUGGAGGAGAGAGAGAACAUUUUGUGGACCGAGAAUAAACGAAAGUGUGCUCUUGGAAUUACUGAAACUGGUGCAAACUUGGUCAAAGCGUUUUGCGAACCCCAUCGCAAUGGCAAGGAAGAAAAGCAAGCAGCAAGGCGUCGCUCAGAAGGAGCUCGUACCCGCGCAGCAGACCGUACCGAAGAAUCCCGUCUCUCCCGGCGAUGCAACUGGCGGCGGCGGAGGAGGUGCUGGAGUGGAGAGGCUGACCAGCACCAGCACCACCACUACCACCAAAGCGAACCAGCCAAUGCAUACCUGCUGCCUCCUGUGCCACCGUGAAUUUAAGGACUGGGGGGCGAACUCUGUGAACGGGCUCCCAGGGGGACAUGGCACCAAACUGGCCGACGCCGUGCCUGCACUCUCCCAAGCCUUAUUGCGGGAGGCGCCGGGGCAUAAACUGGCCGAUUCGGUGCCCUCGCUGUCCCAGUCCCUGCUGGGAGAGGUGCCUCUGUGGAUAUGUCAGAGCUGCUGCAAGAGUGUGGAGGAGGAGGAGAGACGGAGCGCGCAGGAGCAGCCAACUGGGGUACCAUUGUCACACUCUUCCUCAUGUAAUUUCCAGGGCUGCGGGAAUGGUUACCCGGAGCAAAGUACUGUGGACUGUGACCCGAGUACCUACAUGUCAGCCUACAAAAUCUGGAGUCUGUGGAACUCAGUCGACCCCAACGAAGGGGAGCACUGCAGCCACAACGCUUCCUUACACCUACAACAAGGUUUAACUAUGGGAUCGGCCUGUCAUGAGAAACGAGGACUCCACAAAGCACCUGGGAAAUCUGCUAAAACGUCGGUAGCCAAAGUGUGCCCCUACAGUCACCCGAUGGCCCAGAAUACCAGUGGUUCCACGCCCGGGACCCCCCUCGCUACCUCAACUGACCUUUGCAAGACCACCCCUAAGCAUUUCAAGAACGUGUGCCGUCGACCAACACCACAAGGUGAAGCCUUCCCCACAAGCGAUCAUCCUCAACACACAGACUUGUCAGUCCCCCCCAAUAGUCCCACGGGCCUGUCUUCCCAGCAUUCCUCCCUCCUGCCCCCAAAGCCAAAUUCGGGACAGCACAACCACGUAACGUCUUCAUCUACGGCUGGUGUCGCAGGCCACACCCCUUUCUCCCCUUUGGUACCAAACCCCCAUGGAUCCACAACUAAAAAGGCUUCUCCCAGUCCAGAGAGCCCACCAUUAGUUCACAAGCCCAGUCCGUGCAAAAACUCCCACAUUCCUGCUGUGAACACACAACAUAGCAAAACGGGCUCGUCAGCGGCAGGCUGUAACCACCCUUGCAACGGACACAGUACGGGAACACCCGCCUCUUCAAAUGUGGGAACCUUGUCAACUGGGGCCUGCAGGGACCAGGGAUGUAAGGGCCACAAAAUGACUAAUGGGACUAUGUGUGAGCCGUCGCUAGAGUUAGAGGAAGUGGAGGAUGAAGACAGCAGCUCUGAGAGGAGUUCCUGUGCCUCCUCUUCCACUAACCAGAAGGACGGAAAGUACUGUGACUGCUGUUACUGCGAGUUCUUUGGACACAAUGCGCCUCCAGCCGCUCCAACCAGUCGAAACUACGCCGAGAUCCGAGAGAAGCUCCGGUCGCGACUCACUCGACGCAAGGAGGAGCUGCCUCAGCGCCAGGACUCAGAACUGGCAAUGUCUGGUGCCAUCGACAACAGGGAUGUGGAUGAAUUGCUGGACUUCAUCAACAGCUCUGAGCCCAAACCUGUAAACAGUGCCAAAGCAGCCAAAAGAGCUCGGCACAAACAAAAAAAGAAGGAGAAAGCUCUGCAGGGCAACGCGGGUGCUGCAGGCAGCGAACCCGCUUCCAAUCCAUCCGAGUGCAUGGACGAGCCCCUGCCCGACACCGCCGAGACGUCACGCUUAUUGGAUUGGCCCCAGCUGGAACUCGAGCGGGUCAACAGUUUUCUCACCAGUCGGCUGGAAGAGAUCAAAAACACCAUCAAAGACUCGAUUCGAGCCUCGUUUAGCAUGUACGACCUCAAUCUGGAUGUCAACGACUUCCCGAAAAAGGCGGCCACGCUGGAGAGCAACCAUUUACUGUCCCAUCUGAACGGCUCCUCUGACAUGCAGCAGAUAGAAAUCGACCUGGUCCCUCUUUCCCUGGGAAACUAUAAGAACCCUCUGGAGCUGGUGAAUGGUUGGGAGGACAUAAACACGGCGCCAAAUACGACCUCCGCACCCACCGCAGCCACAGGGACCACGAGCGGGUCCAAGGAUAUCCAGGGCUCGAACACUGCACCCGAUCUCUCCAAGCUCAUCCGAGUCAACUCCCCUGGAAAAAUGCUCUUCCUCCAGGUCUUGCCAGAGGAACCGACUCAAGUGACACCGAAAUCGAAGGAGGACAGCUCAGAUCCUAAGAACAGCACAGCUGGGAAUGGCGGUACAAAGUCAAAGAAGAGUAAAAAACAGCAGCAACAGCAAAAACAGGAGCCAACGUUUUCAGAGCACAAUUCCAAGGUCACAGAGUCAAGGGUGGCGGAAAUCAUUUGUAAUGGCUCAAAAGCCGCUCUCAAACAGCUUCAGCAAGCAGCCGACAGCCAGCGAAACGGCCUGAAGAAAGCCGAGGAGAGCAGGUCAUCCAGAAACGCAGCAGCCAAUGGAGCGAACGCACACAAGGUUAAAGGUGACAGCGAUGUGCGAGCGGGCCGAUGUGAGCAGGAUACCGAACGCAAGGCUCAUCCCGGCAUUCCGGCAAACGGGCAUCAUCAGACGCAAUCCAAGGGGAAGAAUAAGAAGAACAAGAGCAAGGGUGAAAAAUCCGCUAGUGCUAUUGAUGACGUCUUUCUUCCGAAAGAUGUGGAUCCUACGUCAAUGGAUGAAAUUGAUCGGGAAGUAGAAUACUUUAAGAGGUUCUGUCUUGAUUCGGCAAAACAAACGCGCCGGAAGGUAGCGGUGAACUGGUCCAACUUCAGCCUCAAAAAAGUUCCCUCCAAUGCAGCUCAAUAACUGACGAGAGCCGGAAGCUAAAAUGCCACCCCACAAACUCUUUCAAUAGAGCUGUGUUUGGCCCCAUUAUCUUCUUGUUGACUAGAGGGACCUUAUUCACAACUCAUUCAAAACACUGACGUUCAACCUGUGGCUCGUCAGCCAGGGAUCAAUACAAGGCCAGCUCUACCCUUUUUUGCUGUCAUGGCAAACUUCACAAAGUGACAGGUGCAACAUGGAAAUAUGAGUGUGUAUGUAUGUCCACUGCAUUCAUGUGCAGACGUAUGUAGUAUGUUAACAUUUACCGUACAGGAAAUAAAUGUUUUUUUUAAUCAGAA
Messenger RNA from Syngnathus typhle (broad-nosed pipefish), 3355 nucleotides. It is a transcript of the gene fam193b, whose product is annotated as family with sequence similarity 193 member B. NCBI's taxonomy places the organism in Eukaryota, Metazoa, Chordata, Actinopteri, Syngnathiformes, Syngnathidae. The record is from RefSeq and is a predicted model, not a curated record. The transcript is spliced from 10 exons. Gene Ontology annotation, cellular component: cytoplasm; nucleus. Bases 156 to 3038 code for a protein of 960 amino acids.